Molecule: messenger RNA, 171 nt
Organism: Zychaea mexicana
Lineage: Eukaryota; Fungi; Mucoromycota; Mucoromycetes; Mucorales; Lichtheimiaceae
Exons: 1
Coding region: 1-171 (56 amino acids)
Source: RefSeq, a predicted model, not a curated record
AUGCACAACGUUAUUUGCAACAAGUCCAACCCAAAGUCUACUACUACUGCUGCUGCCCACGAUGACAGUAGCAAGAGCAAGGUGUGCAGUGGUCGUGGCAAGAGCUACUGCUUGGUCCACCGACGGUAUUUUGAGACCAGCUGGUGUCCUGACUGUAGCCGUCGGUCCUGA